Molecule: messenger RNA, 3565 nt
Organism: Arvicanthis niloticus (Nile rat)
Lineage: Eukaryota; Metazoa; Chordata; Mammalia; Rodentia; Muridae
Source: RefSeq, a predicted model, not a curated record
CCAUCCGACCCUCUAUGUUUUUUUUGUUAAUAAUCCUCUGUUCACUUCCUGUCAACUGGUUGCUUGCUCCACCUCUUGAUCUAUGGUUGACUGCAUUUAAUCCUGUUUACUGUAUUCAAGCAGAAAAUUCUCAGAUUGAAGGUGUGUGCUAAGGAUGAGCCCCACCACAACUAAAAACAGGUUUUCCAGUAAAUAACACAAUCUCGGGGUUCACAGUGUGUUCCUCCCUCUGAAGGCUGUGGCAGCUCUAGCAGGUGCCACUCAGGGACUCAGUCGCUGCUGCUGUCCGGGAGUUUUUAUGCCAGGGCAAACUGGCCUUGAACUAGAGGCACCUGCAACACCUGGUUCUCUUCAGGCUCCUGAAGGGUUCUUCAGCUUGGGGAAUCUUGUGUAGGUAUUAAGAAUCUGAGGUCACCUGUGUCCUGUGCCCUGUCAUCUGGACUGUUGCCUUGGGGCCUGGUGGAUGCCUGGCCCAAGAAGUUAUCAAUUGUUCAUAGCAAAAGUCUUGAGUCAAAGGCCUGGGUGCAUCUCUGGAGUUCAGGGCCUGGGGGGAAAAGGUUGCUUUGUUUGAGCGAGGCAUUGGAGGUGGGGCUCGGAGAUGUGUUCCUGGUACAGCUUGUGAUGGGGGAGCUGGCUGUAGUUUGGAGACAGUGGUAAGUUAGUAAUUGAGAGGGACAGAGAGCACCCAGAGGCCUGGGGAGCACCCAGAGCAGAACUGUGGCUGGGUGCCGCUGAGCGCAUGGAGAGGCCAGUCCUGACCCUGGGAUCUGCUCUCCUUCACUGUCAGGCUGUCCCUUGCCUGCUUGACUGGAGCUAGGCUGCCACUCAGGACCUAGGUUCUUUAGGAUCUGGCCACAGGCUGCCUUGCCCAGCCCUUCCUUAGAGUAAGGCCUGGCUGCAUUUCUCCUGCAUGUCUGGGCUUUCCUGCCCAGUCCCUUCGGCCUCUUAGCCAGCUCCAGUCCAGUUUUGGGGCAGGGGGUUAGUAUUCUCCAGGUGCCCCUUACCCCCAGGGCUGUUUGAGUCCUUUCUGGAAGCAUUUGUGUAUCACAGUCUGGAAAAGUCCUUUCCUCAGAGGAAACUUGUGUCUGGGAAGAAGGUGAGUGGAGAGGUGGUUGAUCAGAGCAGUCUGUGCAGAGGUACAGGAGAACUCGCCGGCCCAGCAGGCGGGCCUGGAACCCUACUUCGACUUCAUCAUCACCAUUGGGCACUCGAGGCUGAACAAGGAGAAUGACACGCUGAAGGCGCUGCUGAAGGCCAAUGUGGAGAAGCCGGUGAAGCUGGAGGUGUUCAGCAUGAAGACCAUGAAGGUGCGCGAGGUGGAGGUGGUGCCCAGCAACAUGUGGGGCGGCCAGGGCCUGCUGGGAGCCAGCGUGCGCUUCUGCAGCUUCCGCAGGGCCAGUGAGCACGUGUGGCACGUGCUGGACGUGGAACCCUCUUCACCUGCUGCCUUGGCCGGCCUGCGCCCGUACACAGACUACAUAGUUGGCUCUGACCAGAUUCUCCAGGAGUCAGAAGACUUCUUCACUCUCAUUGAGUCCCAUGAGGGGAAGCCCCUGAAGCUGAUGGUGUAUAACUCUGAGUCUGACUCCUGCCGGGAGGUGACUGUGACUCCCAAUGCAGCCUGGGGUGGAGAGGGCAGUCUAGGGUGUGGUAUUGGUUACGGGUACCUGCACCGGAUCCCAACACAGCCCUCUGGCCAGUAUAAGAAGCCACCCAGUGUCUCACCACCUGGCACUCCAGCUAAGACCCCACAACUUAAUGCCUUUCCUCUUGGUGCGCCAUCACCUUUGUCCAUUCCUCAGGACUCUUCUGCUCCAGAGUUGGGUUCCAGGCAGAGUGACUACAUGCAGGUCCCUGGUAGCUUUAUGGAAGGACAGCUCCUUGGGCCUGGGAAUCCUAGCCAUGGUGCUGCUGACUGUGGGGGAUGCCUGCGUUCCAUGGAGCUUCCGCUUCAGCCUCCACCUCCGGUGCAGCGGGUCAUGGACCCAGGCUUCCUGGAUGUGUCCGGCAUGUCCCUCCUUGACAGCAGCAAUACAAGUGUGUGCCCCAGCCUGUCAUCUUCCACAGCGCUCACCUCCACAGCUGUUUCAGCCUCAGGACCAGAGGACAUUGGUUCCAGCAGCAGUUCUCAUGAGCGGGGUGGUGAAGCCACGUGGUCAGGGUCAGAGUUUGAGAUCUCCUUCCCAGACAGUCCAGGCGCCCAGGCCCAGGUGGACCACCUGCCCCAGCUGACUCUCCCUGAUGGCCUCACAUCUGCAGCCUCACCUGAAGAAGGGCUGUCUGCAGAGCUGCUGGAAGCACAGACUGAGGAGCCCGCAGACACAGCCACCCUGGAUUGCAGGGCAGAGACUGAGGGGCAAGCCAGCCAAGCCCAGGGUGUCUCAGAACCAGAGCCUGGGCUGUGAGAACGCCCCUGGUGACAUUUGGUGUGGCUUCGCUGUGUAGCUCUCUAGGGUGCGGCCUCUAGUGAGGCACGGGCUUUGCUGGAGUACAUGGUCCUGGAUUGAUGGGGCAGGACACGGGAGCAACAUCCAGCUUCUGUAGAGGCAGGAGACGGAAUCUAAGGCUGUGUCAAUGAAGCAUUGGAACUUCAUGGGGAGGGAGAGGCAGCAGGCCCCAUCCCAGUUAUCAUGUGAAGAUGGGGUGAGGGACAAGAGGCUGUGUUCACAAGCAGCCAUACCUGUACUGAGGUGGACCCCAAGUCCCAGUGCCCUUCCUCAUCCCAAUCCUUAGAUUGGAUGAGAGGUAGUAUACUUGGCCCUUUCUUUCUAGGUCCUUCAGAGGGAUCUACCUCUGCUGGCUGUACACUAGCCCCAGGGAGCGGUGGGAAGGAGACAUACUCCAGUUCUUGUGUCCUAUGCUCUCUCCCUUCAGCCUUUACAUGCAGACAUCAGGCUGAAUACACAGGGUAUAGCUGGCUCUGAUGGUAGACAGGUCAAACUACGCUUACUGUCAAAACCCCCUACCCAACCCCUCUUGCCCUGGCUUCCCCCAGGAGAGCUGGAUGAGAGUGGGUAAGGCCCCUCCCAUCUGUCCUCAGGGUAAGGGAAAGGUGCCUUUAGAGGUUCAGGCUCUGAGGGGACAUCUGCGAUGCUGCCUUGCUACAGAUGGCACCAGGCAUGUCCUCUGCAGCUCCAGUCCCGUGUCCUUGCUAAUCUUCGUAGGCUGCCUUCGGACUUGUUUUCUAGCCUUUGUCCCACCAUCCACAGACGGUGUAACUGUUCAGGGCACUUGGGCUGUUAAGCCAAGGACUCUCUCUGUUCUAGGAAGCACAGGCCAAGUAGUAUAGUGGGCUAGGUCCCUGGAUGGGCGAACACAACCCCAAGCACUAACUAGGAAUACAUUUAUUGUGGGGCCCCCUAGGGCCAGUUUAAUUUAGCUCUGUGGUUAGAUACCUUGACCACCAGCUGCCUUCACUGGAAGAUUCUGCUCCCCAAGACCCCCGUAAGUGGGGUGAGAUGGAUGCUGAUGCUGUUUUAAGUAUGAAUCUCCAGAUGUUUCAUUCCUUGUAAUCUGUUGUGGGGGAAAGUGACAAGUAAAAAAAUAAACAUGUCCGGCACACGGA